This is a messenger RNA of Ceraceosorus guamensis, 992 nucleotides long. RefSeq lists its product as hypothetical. The transcript has a single exon. The record is from RefSeq and is a predicted model, not a curated record. NCBI's taxonomy places the organism in Eukaryota, Fungi, Basidiomycota, Exobasidiomycetes, Ceraceosorales, Ceraceosoraceae. The coding region runs from base 95 to 712 and encodes 205 amino acids.
AGCUUCACACCCAUCUCUGAAUAAUUUCUGACGAUCGCUCUCGGCCCUCCAGCUUCUGACCUUCUCCUCGCUGUUGGCAGCGCAAGUCUGGACGAUGCCCCUCUCUCCAGUCUCGCCCCCCCGCUACCACGAUCGCAAGCCUGGACGAUGCCCAACGGUCGCCCAUCCCCGCGGACUUCUUCGGCGUUGCGCCUCUCUUUCUCGACAGCGUCUCAGUGACAGCGCCUCUUGCUUCCGGCCGCCAGCCCGCACCUCCCUACGGCCUCUUUCCGCGGUGCCUCUCUCGUUCUCCUUGCUGUCCCACUUGCAGCGCCUCUUGCGCUCGGCCGCCGGCUCGUGCGUCCUCACCGACGUCUUCCCGUUGCCCCUCCCUCUUUCCCUCCGGCGUCUCAGCGACAACGCCUCAGGCGCCCGGCCACCGGCUCGCGCCUCCUCACGGACUUCUUCCGUGGUUGGCCCCCCCUCUCUCGCUCUCUGUCGAAGGGUGUAUAGUAUCAGCGCCUCUUGCGCCCGUCCUCCCCGCCGACUAGCAGGCGAUCUUCCUUUCCAGAUCGAUCUCGACGGCUCUUUUCCAUGUAUACUAUUAUCAUCACAGCGUCUCACCAUCCGAGACUUCCGUCCCAAGCCCCCUUCCCGCAAUCAUCGUUUGUAUCGACCGCGACAGGCACGACCAUUGUGCAUUAUCAAUUUAGCAUCGUUAUUCCGUGCGUAGUAGAUAGAGCAAAUGGAUACAGAGCAAGGAGGUACGGCAAGAGCAAGGACGAGAUACAGCAUGGCACAGCAUCGGUAGCAUGUGAAGCAUUCGAGAUCAUGAGGACGAGCACGGACGAGAUUCAAUCUUGAAUGAUGAAUGAUGAUGGUGAUGGUGAUGGUGAUGGUGAUGGUGAUGGUGAUGGUGAUGCAUCGAGCUAGGUAAUGAGUUUCGCAUCGACGAGAGCUGGCAAAGCGCAUGAAGAGAGCUUCAGCGCGUUCGAAGAGACUGAGCCGAAUGA